Molecule: messenger RNA, 2194 nt
Organism: Saprolegnia diclina VS20
Lineage: Eukaryota; Oomycota; Saprolegniomycetes; Saprolegniales; Saprolegniaceae
Product: TKL protein kinase
Exons: 13
Coding region: 1-2076 (691 amino acids)
Biological process (GO): protein phosphorylation
Molecular function (GO): ATP binding; protein kinase activity
Source: RefSeq, a predicted model, not a curated record
AUGCGACGCAGUCUCUGCUUGUUUGCUCUCUGUGUACCGGUCAGCGUCACGGCCCAGAGCCUCGAGGCCGAGUGCGCUCGUUAUGGCCGCAAUACCUCAUCGUCCGACUGGCUUGUGUACACCAACGACGCCUACUGCGCAACGCCUGCCUUUGGCUGCCUCCUCAACACGGCUUCGUGCUCGUCGGCGAAUGCAACUAAAGCGAUGUGGGGCUUGUGGUCCACGCUGGCGCUCAAGCUCCCGCUUUGCAACGCGGUGGGGAACAUUGCCUCGCUCAAUGCUUCGUCCAUCUGGCUUCGGGAUCAGCCGUCUGUGGACAUGAAGGACGCGAUCUUGCCAUCCACACUGAACGAGCUGUACAUCAUGAAUACGUCCGUGCACGCGCUUUUCGACUCGCCGCGUCAAAAAAGCAUCCUCCCCGAGGCGCUCACGACCUUUAUGGCCGGAAACGCGCAGCUUGGCGAGACUGCAGCCACAUUUAUCUGGCCCUCCGGCCUGGACCGGCUGAGUCUCAAGAACGUCAGCGUGAACGCAAUGCCGCGCAUUGUGGCGCCGGUCUUGCGCGAACUCCACCUCGAAAACUUCACGUCGUCGUCCAAGAUGCUGGAUCUCAUUCCGACGCGGUCCCCGUCGCUCAUGACGUUACGCGACGACAGCAUGACGAGCAUUGUCGACCGCAACUGGUCUGGCACAAUCUCCUUGGAAUUGUCGGACAACCCGAAUCUGCGCACGAUCACCAACCUCACUCUGUCCCCUGGCCUGCGCUACUUAAACUGCUCGCUGACCAGUAUUACGCUGUACCAGACGUCGUUUGAGGCCUUCGACCGCCUUGGGUACAGCGUGCCCGUGGGCGAUUUUGGCUUGAGAAACCCUGCUGGCGUGGCGAUCGACGCCAACGUCCCAGCCGACGCUACCGCGUGCACUGCGCGCAACGGUACUGUUCAGACGCUCCAGAAGCUGCUCACCUCCCGCUUCAAUGUGCAAAUCUGCGUCCUCCCAAAUCCACCGAUUGCUACGCCGACGUCCGUGGCUUCCACAUCCAGCAGCAACACGGGCCUGAUCGUCGGCUGCACCGUCGGUGGCGUCGUCGUACUGAGUCUCCUAACUGCGCUUUUGUUUCGCCGCCGCGCCAAGCGUGCAAACACUGACACGACCUACUAUGACCUUGCAACAUACAACGGUACCCAAGGCACCGGUGACUACAGCGAGAUGGGUCUCAACGUCGACGACCUCCGCAUGCACAAGCUCGACGUCGGCGAUUAUGUUGUCACGGCCAAGAAACCACUGGCGUCCGGUGCCUUUGGCGAAGUUUGGCUUGGCGCGUACGGCAACGACAAGGUCGCGAUCAAGCGCAUCAAGGACCGCCGCGUCGAGAGCGUCCGCAAGUUUAUCGACGAAAUCACGCUCAUGGCCAAGAUGGACAGUGAUUUCAUUGUCGCGUUCGUCGGCGUCGGGUGGCGCCGACCGAUCGAGAUUGAAGUCAUCGUCGAGUACAUGGACCUUGGCGACCUCUGCAACUACCUCCGGACAACGUCCUCGGCUCAGUUUGACUGGCGCCAAAAGACGUCGACGAUCAUGAGCAUCGUCCGCGGUCUUGUCUACCUCCAUACGUUUGAGCCGGCGAUCAUCCAUCGCGACCUCAAGUCCCGGAACGUCCUCUUGGAUGCCAAGAAGGGGACCAAGCUCACCGACUUUGGCGCGUCUCGUGAAGCGUCCGACGCCAACAUGACCAACGGCAUUGGUACAUACCAGUGGAUGGCGCCCGAAGUCAUCAUGGGCACCGACUAUACGAUCGCCGCCGACAUUUACUCGUUUGGCGUCAUCUUGUCCGAGUUGAGUACGCACGCCGUGCCGUACGGUGACGUGAUCAACCCCGCAACGGGCCGCGCGUACACGCAGCAAGCUAUCAUGGCCAAGGUGACGUCGGGGGAGCUGCGACCAACGUUCGAGUCGGUGACGACACCAACGUGGGUGCGCGAGAUGGGUCACCAGUGCCUGGCAGCGUCGCCCGAGGACCGCCCGACGGCUCUUUUGCUCACGUCGAUGGUGCAGCGCGCCAUGUCUCAGUCGGUGUAGGCUCUAUCGUGACGCCGGAACCCAACGAUACCAAGUCCUAUGGUAGUACAUAUUUCUAUCCAAUUUUCAAAUUUUCCGAACAGAUCAUUGCUGUAUACACUAUGAACUAACAUUGUUU